AUGAAGACCUCUGUGACUUUGGUGCUGGCCGCCGUGGCACUGAUGGGCCUGGCCGCUGGACACAGCCGUGAAAGACGAGACACAGCUAGGAAGGAGUUCCUCCUCCGGCAGAAGAAACUUCUGCAGCUCAUAUGGCAUGUCGGACAACCUGCACUGCAACCUGAACUGAAGGAGAUGGCCAGUUCCUUUAAGUUUGAUGAGCACGUUGGAGACUUCAAGGAUCCAGAAAUUGUCAACAAAUUCGUCAAUUACUACACACACGGCUACAUCAAGAAGCGCGGCGAACAGCUGCCGGCCCACUUCAAGUACGACGAGCUUCAGGUCAAGGCACUCGUCGAUCUCCUGUACUCCGCCAAGGACUUCGACACCUUCUACGAGACAGCCGCCUGGGCCAGGGAACACGUGAACGAGGCUCUGUUCUGCUACGCAAUCAACGUCGUUAAGCUGCACCGCGACGAUCUUUUCCACCUCGCGCUGCCGCCCUUCUACGAGCUCUACCCCCAGCUCUUUGUCAGUAAUGACAUCAUCAAGGAGGCGUGGCAAGCUACCCUACAAGGGAAGACUUUCAACAAGGGGCACCCGUACGUGAUCCAUGCCAACUACAGCGGCCCCCCUUAUGCUGACGAAGCUGACGAGCUGCUGUCCUACUACACUGAGGACGUGGGCCUGCUCGCCUUCCGAGACUUCAUGCACUACCGCUUCCCUUUCUGGGCCAAGAUGGAGGACUACAACCAGGCCAACGACACCAACCGAGGUGACCACUUCUCCUACGAUAUCAAGGCCACCCUCAGCCGGUACUACCUAGAGAGGCUCUCGAACCACCUCCCUGACAUCGAACCCCUUGACUUCGAGGAACCAGUCCCAGGAGUCGAGCUGGACAGCUCACUCACACGGUACCUCAGCACAGUGGAGGAAAGGCUUUGGGAAGCAAUCGAUUCUGGAUACGUACUUGACACCGAGCUCAAGAAUCACUCUCUUCAUGAUCCAUCGAGCUUUGAGAUGUUCGCUCGAAUCGUUGAAGGUAACGCAGACUCCAUCAACAAGGGUUACUACGGUUCAUUCUACAACCGGAUGCUGGAGUACCUGGGUCACAACGGCGGCUGCUGCUUUUACCACCUGACAAAACCGUCCAUGUUGGGCACAUCAGCAUCUGCCUCCAAAUCUCCUCUGUACUACAAGAUUGUUAAGCGAGUUGCUCUGGCACUGGACGAGUUCAAGAGCCGCCUGGGACCUUACUCACAGAAAGAGCUGUUGCUGCCUGGCGUGACAGUGGAGAGCCUGACCGUUGACAAGCUGGUCACGUACUUCGAGGACUACGACUUCGAGCUGAACAACGCUGUUCCGGUGGCGAGCCUGGAAGAGGCCGCCAGACUGAAUGUCGUGGCCCGCACCCAACGUCUGACGCACGUUCCCUUCAACUACAACAUUAAAGUUACCAGUGACAUGGAGGUGGACGUCUUCGUUCGCUUCUUCAUUGGCCCGGUCUACGACGCCUAUGGCAAGGAGCUGCCUCUCGACGAGAAGAGGCACAACAUGGUCUAUGUCGACUCAUUCAGCGUAAAAUUGAAACAGGGAGUGAAUAAGCUGCUGAGGAAGUCGAAGGACAUCAGCUCGUACAGCCAGCUCCCGGUCAGCUACAACAAGCUGUACGAAGCUACGGAGGCCGCCCUCGCUGGUGGGACACAGCCGCUCCCCGACUACAUCUUGCGCAUAUUCGGAGACGUGGAUCGCCUGGUGCUGCCGCGUGGAACCCGAGAAGGUCUCCCGCUCUGCACCUACGUCAUCAUCAGCCAGUGCUCACCCAGGAGCAUCAGAAACACUGACCCAGUCAUCGACAACAUUUGCCCCAAAAACUCCCUAUUCCCAUUCGACAGGCCCAUCGAUGAGCUUGAGUUCAACGUGCCCAACUCGUUUUUCGGCGAAACUGUCGUCUUCCACAGGAACGCCGACGAGAUCGUUAGGAUCUGA
This is a messenger RNA of Schistocerca americana (American grasshopper), 1968 nucleotides long. Its product is annotated as allergen Cr-PI-like. NCBI's taxonomy places the organism in Eukaryota, Metazoa, Arthropoda, Insecta, Orthoptera, Acrididae. The coding region runs from base 1 to 1968 and encodes 655 amino acids. The transcript has 9 exons. The record is from RefSeq and is a predicted model, not a curated record.